UCGCCGAUGCUCUUCGAAUAAGGGCGCUAAUGAACAUAUUUUUAAUCUGUAACUUUAGCACUUGUUGCCUUGUUGCGGUAUUUCCCUGAAAACAGAAACUGAAAAACACUUUGCCAUUUUCUCUUUAGAUUGUGGGUAUUUAUCAAUUUAUUAAAAUAACUGGCAUUUGAUGUUAGCAUUUUCAUUCAUAAUAUAAUGUAAAAUGCCCAAAAUUCCUAACAACUCUUUGCUGCCUGCAAGUGCUCACAAGUGCGCGAACUAGUGUUCAAUAACAUUGCGGAAAGUUCUGAAAAUCUGUAAAAAUGGGGGACGAGGAGACUAGAAUAUGUUCUAACUGCAAGCGGGACAUCCCGUCAGUGAACUACCUGGUGCACUCGGUGCACUGCGCGAGGAACAUCCGCGCCUGCCCCGUGUGCAAGGAGCCCGUGCUGCUCGCCGACCUCGAGGAACACCACAACAACUUCCAUCAACUUAAGCCAUGCAAGAAGUGCGGGGAGAAUGUGUGCGGCAGCGACCUGGAGGACCACGUGCGGGACUCGUGCAGCCUCACUAUCCAGCCAUGCAGGUUCUGCGAGCUGGAGCUACCUCGGCGCGACAUCCCAGCGCACGAGGCGUACUGCGGCGCGCGCACGGAGCGGUGCGGCGACUGCGGAGAGUACGUGAUGCUGAAGUACCGGCAACUGCACGAGGAGUCCAACCACGGGUUCAUACAGCUGGACGACGAACCAGUGACACUGUUUCCAAAACUGGAGUUUCCCAAACUGAACAACUUCGGGCGACCCUCGGCCAGCAACGGUGCGUCUGCCUCGUCCAGCCGGCCAACUCCCGCCAACGGCCAACCAGCCACGUCUCAGGCCAAAUACCUCAAACCAGUAGCCAACACCUCUGCCUCCAACUCUUCCGACAGACCUGCCACUCAUCGCCCAGCAAUAGACCAGAACUCCAAAGCCUGGGAUAUCCUCACAGAACCACCGCCAGUUAGAACGAAAAAUACUAACAUCAAUAGACUGCAGUCCACGCACAAUAGACCACAUUCUUCGCAAAAUAGACCACAUUCUUCACAUAAUAGACCACAUAAUUCUCAAAAUAGGCCAGAGUCUCAUGAUAGACCACAGUCUGCUCGUAAUAGUCACGAGUCCACUCAAAAUAGGCGUGAGUUUAACUAUAAUCGGCCGGAUUCUAGUCACAAUAUACCUGAGCCUACUCAUAAUAGACCGGAGUCUACCUAUGCUAGACCAGAGUACACUGGGUCUACUAGUCAGGGUGCAUCUAGUCUACCGAAGAGGACGAAUGAUCGGCCGCAAGUGAACACGGCUGUGGCGGCCACUAGUAAAGUUAAUAAUGAAGGAACAUCAAGUCGUGGUACUAAGAAGCGCACCGCGCCGCGCCCCCCGCCCUCAGAGCCGCCUGUACCCGCCCCUAGGGAUCCACAUAAUGACACCAGCCAAGACCUAGUGUGGGGCCCGACGGCUGACUUCAUGGCGGGCCUGCACGGGGCCCCGCGCGGCGCCCGCGGCGGCGGUGGCGGUGGUGGCAGCGGGGCCGGGGGGGGUGAAGGGGGAGGGGACGGGCGGUUUGGGAACCUGGAGCCCAUGACGCACGACGAGUUCAUGAAUAGGUUCCAGCGUCUCCAAUUCGAGAGCGACUCCCGCCCCCGAGGCAGCCGCACGUCGCACGACCGCAUCAACGAGAUCAAGAGCUCCCUUCAGGUGCUGAGACGAGGGCUGGGCGAGGUCACCGCGCCAUACAACCAGCAGGGACAGCCUAGACGACCGUGCUGCAAUAGCGGUCGCAACUGCCGCUGCAACGCGCCGAGGCAGCCCGGGCUGGACAACGCGGUGGACGACCAGUUGGGCAACUUGUCGGGCGACAUGUUGGGCAACUUGUCCGGCUUCGACUUGGAGGGGGAGGUGGAGUUGCCCUGCGAGUUCUGCGGCGAGUUGAUCCAUCAUGAGCAGCUGGUGUUGCAUCAGACGGGAUGUCGUCCGGACCUGGUGGGCCAGCACGGCGCGGCGGCGGCGGGUGCGGAGCCGCUCAUCCCCUGCGAGUUCUGUGCUGAACCCCAGCCGCUCUACCUCAUUACUGAGCACCAGGAGCGCUGCCAGCGGGAGAACAGUCCGCUCUAUGCCGACUAACUUAAGGUUAAUUUUCCAAUGUUUAUAACUCAUGCAUGCAUUGUUGUUUACAGUUCUAUAUUUGCGUCUCUGAAUGUGUAGUUUAAGAGUAAAAAAGAUAAGGUAACAGGAAAAUAGUUAGAAAACUUUAAUUAGCCAAUCAGAAGGCUCGAACUUCUUCGUCCACGUUCGUUACUAAAAUAUUAACGUGAACUUUUAGUAUUUAAUAAAAUUCUGCAAUUAUUGGUGAUUGACUAAAGGUCCCAGAACCGAAAAUUAAAUAAAACGCGUUUUACAAGAUGGGAAUUGGUGAAAACAUCGAGGAAUGGAAUGUAAUCUGAUUGUAAAGUGUUAUUAUUAAAUAGGUAGUAAUUAUUUAUGUAUGUAACUAUUUAUUGAUCAUCAUAACUUGAAGCCAUGGAUUAAUCCUCGUUGUUAAGGUUUAAUUAAUUUGAUUCGAAAUAUAUUAUUGUAAAAUACUAUAGCUAAAUGAAUUGUCUAGUUGUAAAAUAUUAUGAAAGCGGAGUAUUUGAACAGGGUUGGAAUAUCCAGGGUGGGGUGAGAGGGUAGAUAGAAAGGAAAUAUUUUAUAAGAACUAUACGAUGCCAAAUAUAUUUAAAUUUAAUAUUCGGGUUGACCAUUUGAACCCUUGUCUAGUCUAAGAUUCCUAAUCAUAAGUGAUAUAAUACUCAUAAUAUACUUACCUCAAAGCACAUUUAUUCAUUGGAAUUAAGCAUUUCUAUUGUAUGAUAUUACCCUCAUAUUGGUCCUAAAACUGCAUUUCGGAAUGAUGGAACUUUUCCUUCUAGAUUAAAUAAAAGCUUUGACAUGACAGCUAGUGGUAUACUGCGAUUCACAUACAGUUAUUCAAAUGAUUGCAAAGCGAUUGUGAAUUCUAAUAGUUUGACUGUAGUAGCCCCAUUUUAUACCGCCAUUCAUAAAAUGAGUUGUAGUUGUUUCCAUCCAGUUUUUCACAGCUGAUCGAGCAGUGAAGACCGACUUAAAUUUGUAUGGCGCGGGGCUAGGUAGCGUCUCCCCCGCGCCAUACAAAUUCGCGUUUACUCGCCACUACUCGAACGUGGUAAAAACUCGCACUCCUCAUGCUGGCCACUCCAAUACGGAGAUAUCCACAACUCGGGUGUAUCUCUUAGUUGUGUCCACUGAAGCUUAGCGAAGUUGAGGUGUGUGGAUAACGAAAUUCUAUUGGAUGUUUGAAAAACGUAUUCGCUUGUCUCUUCUCCCCAUUGGGGAACUAUUGCGAACUUGCUGCUAAUGUUAAGUUAUGGCUUUUAAGUAUUAUGAAGUUAGGGCUUUUGCUUACGUAAAAAAUUGCUGAAUUUGAGCAAAUUUUAUACGAGAUAUACGUGUCCAGCUAAAAAACAGUAUAACUUUGUGCGAAUUCUGUAAAAACCCAAUGACUAGUCUUUAUAAUUAUAAGAUUGUUAAUUAAGUGUGAUAAGUAGUUAGACAAAAGUAUUUAUUUAUUCUCGUUGCCAUAUUAUACUAAUUAUUAUUGAAUGAAACAUGCGUGUAUCGUUGCGCAUAGUUGGAGUCGCCAUUAUACUUUGUAAAAUAUAGCAUGCCCCCUAUGACUAUUGAUUGACAGAUCCUUAUGUCUGGUAAAUAUUUAUAGGUCCCUUUGCUUUGAAAAUCACAAAUAAUAUGCAUGGUUUGACAACUGUCAAGUCAUAUUUAACAAAUAUUGCGUUUGCGAUCAAAGAAUUUGUCAUUCAGUUUAUAGGGGUUGGCGUAUUUCGAGAAACUAGCUAGGGGGUCACUAUAGGUUGCAAAAAAACGAACGAACUAUAUUGACUCCCUUGUGGUUGUAGCUAUUUACAGUGCAGUGGUGGAGAGGCACCUUUCGCCCACCCCACUUAGCUUACUAUUC
Messenger RNA from Plutella xylostella (diamondback moth), 4002 nucleotides. RefSeq lists its product as uncharacterized. Gene Ontology annotation, molecular function: zinc ion binding. Gene Ontology annotation, cellular component: mitochondrion. The record is from RefSeq and is a predicted model, not a curated record. Lineage: Eukaryota; Metazoa; Arthropoda; Insecta; Lepidoptera; Plutellidae.